AACGAAUGAUCCCGCGUAGCUGCGAGUCCGCCUGUAGUUUGAGUGAGAGCGGCGGCAGCGCUGUUUGUGUGUUGAGCUCAGUUUUAGAUCAGAAUAUCCGUCAUUUUUAGCUUUUGAACAGUAAAUGAAGCGCAGUGUUUUAUAGUGUGUGUAGUUUUAACUCCGCUGAGAGCUUUAGAAGCGUCUGGCUGGCUGUUAAUCAGGUUCAGCUGCUGUUAGCCUGUUAGCACUGAACCAAACACUCACAGACUCAAACAGUCAAACCCCCUCCGCUGCCCCGCUCCUACUGCUUUACUGCAAAAUGGCAAAGAGAAAGAAGCUCUCCAACAUGGUGAUUGCGUGUGAGUGGGCAUCUUGCACUUUCAAGGGAGAAAGCAUGGAGGAGCUUAGUGAUCACAUGUCUGAACAUCUGAAGGAGCAUCUUGGUGAAGGAGAUACGAUGGAGGAGCUCGAUGAUUACCCGUGUCUGUGGCAGGGCUGUGAGUUCCUGGCUAUGGGGAGCCCAAAUGAGCUGGUCGCUCACGCGCAUUUCCACAUCUUCCACAGCAAACUUAAGUUCAUUGGGACCCAACUUCUGCAGUCGCAUCCGGAGCUGCCCAGCUGCACUCAGGAACUCCACAGCAACAACCUCAUCACAGACAUCUCAGAGGGAUUCGUGUGUCAGUGGGAACACUGUGAUAGCACUUUCAAUAAUCCAGAGUGGUUCUACAGACAUGUGGACAUGCAUGCACACUGCACAGAACUGCAGCCGCUCCCAGACCGACAGCAGGCCCUUUUCUGCAGCUGGAAAGGUUGUGAUGCGUUCUUUAAGAUAAAGUAUCGGCUGCGGGAGCACCUGCGCAGCCACACCCAGGAGCGCCUAGUGGCCUGCCCCACCUGCGGCUGCAUGUUCUCCAGCAACACCAAGUUCUAUGAUCACAUUCAGAGACAAGCUGAGCCUGAAGAUACUCUGACCUGUGGCCAUUGUGACAAGGGCUUUGCUAAUGAAAGAUUGCUGAGAGAUCACGUUCGACAGCACGUGAAUCACAUAAAAUGUCCCCUCUGUGACAUGACUUGCACGUCCCUUUCCACCCUGAAGAUCCACAUCAAGUUCCGGCACUGUGACGAACGGCCCUUCCCAUGUGACUUCUGUGAGAGCAGCUUCAAGAACCAGCAUGAUCUGAGGAAGCACAUGGAGACCCAUAAUGAAGGAGCAGCGUAUCACUGCUCAGUGGAAGGCUGUGGAUACUCGUCUCGCAUGGCUCACACCAUGAACCAGCACUACAAGAGAGUGCACGAGGGAAACAUGGUGUCCAGAUAUAAAUGUCAUCUGUGUGACAAGAACUUCUCAUGGUGUUACACCCUUACCCUCCACCUGCGAAAGAAACAUCAGCUCAAAUGGCCGUCUGGACACUCGCGCUUCAGGUAUAAAGAAGACGAGGACGGAUACCUGAGACUCAACAUGGUUCGCUUUGAGACAGUGGAGGUUACAGAAGAGCUGAUAAAGAACAUGGCGGAAAAGCGCACCCCACGCAAGGUCUCUGGGUCAGGCGGCCAGGGUAAGAGGCCAGCACUGCAGGCAGAGUGUGUGAACGAUGUUCCCACGCAAUCUUCCUCAUAUCCCUCCUCUUCCUCAUCAUCCAGCCCAGAGCUCCUGGGUGAGGCUGAACCUAGCCCUGUGAAGGACUGUGCUCCUGUGUACUGCGUCCUCGACACAGUGAGCGAGAUGAACGGGGAGCCGGACGCCACUGAGCAGCCAGUUACUACUGAAUCAGGUGCAGUCCGAGCCCUGGCUGCAGUGGCCAGAGGGCUGGGUAUGGAUGUAGUGUGAGAGGAACAUUAUCAGUGUUAUAUCAUCUGAUUUACAUAGCACAUAGUCUCAUUAAGUUCUACUGAACAAGAGUAGUGCUCCUGUGCUUACAGGACCUCUAGAUUUCAGUUUUUCAGAGGACUAAGAAUUUUAGCUUGUUUUAAAGUUUAAGUUUUUAGCAUUUUACAAUGUCAGCUUUCAUUUUUUCAAAAUCUCAGGUUCUCAGUGUAAUUAUAGAGAGGAUUUUGUCUGUUUCACGUUUGUGUUUUAGAUAAUAUUUUUGUGUCGUUAUUUAUACUUGUAUAAAACUUUGGUGUACAAUUCCUUCAGGUAUGCUUAUUUUUAAAUGGCCUUU
Astyanax mexicanus (Mexican tetra) is the source of this 2144-nucleotide messenger RNA. Its product is annotated as zgc:112083. The coding region runs from base 302 to 1810 and encodes 502 amino acids. The transcript is spliced from 10 exons. Gene Ontology annotation, molecular function: RNA polymerase II cis-regulatory region sequence-specific DNA binding; DNA-binding transcription factor activity, RNA polymerase II-specific. Gene Ontology annotation, biological process: anatomical structure development; regulation of transcription by RNA polymerase II. The record is from RefSeq and is a predicted model, not a curated record. NCBI's taxonomy places the organism in Eukaryota, Metazoa, Chordata, Actinopteri, Characiformes, Acestrorhamphidae.